AUUAAAGGAUGAUCGAGCCUUCGUUUAGGUUAUUGCACCAAAUUUGUUCAUCGCGCAGGCGGGGAAAACGCCGGUAUUCAAACAUUUCAUGACACAUUUCAGUAGUUACUCGAUUAUUUUGACAUGGAUAACUUGGGAUAUGUGCAGGAAGACAACGGAAGGGUUUUUGCCAUCUCACAUUUAGAAAAAACAACGACAAGUAUAUGUACAACAGACGAGUGCCUUAGAUCAGCUACAAAUUUUAAGUAUUCAAUAGACUAUAGCGUAGACCCUUGCACUGAUUUUUACCAGUUCACCUGUGGAAAAUGGUCGGAAGAACAUCCAAAUCAUGGCUGGUACCCAUCGUUUUCCACUUUUUCUACCAUCGAUGAAAAAUUGACGAUACAUAUGAUGAACUUUUUUGAAUCUGAAAAAAAAGAUGAUGAACCCCAAGCAGUGGUUAAAGCCAGAAAUUUAUAUAAAUCUUGUAUGGAUGUAGGAGCAUUAAACAAUCUGGGAUUAUUAAUAGUUUACAAGUAUCUUAAUGUUAGUGGAUUACCAGUGAUACCAGCGUUUUUAAAUAAAACAGAGGAUGAACAACAGCAGUUUAAAUUUGACUGGCUAAAUGUUGAAGCAGGCUUGAAAAAAACUUUUGCAAUGGACGUCUUUUUUGGUUUUGUAGUCCCUUUUAAAAAACGGGCAUCACUUCUUAUCAAGUUGAAAGGCGAAAAAAACGACGAUUUGGAUGAUAUGGAUAAUGAUGAUGAUGAUGAUGAUGAUUCAGAUUCAAGCGAAGAAUACGAUCUUCUUGUUAGAACUACUAGAGGAUUAUUAUUUAACUAUAUUGUUAAGGAAAUAUCAAAAAAUAAUUCCGCACCAAUUCCUGAAAAUAGUUUAUUACAAGAUGGAGCGGACUAUAUUAAUAACAUUACAGAUUAUAUAAAAGAGGUAACUAAAAAUUAUACUGGUGAUCCUGAUUCUUACAACAUAUACGGCAAAACGAUAUUUGAAGCCCAAAAAGAUUUGGACCUAGCACUCUCAAAUUAUACCACCAAAACAUUUCCAAACUUUUACAGCAUAUAUUUAACAUACAUCUUCAAAAAUAGCGGUGUCACUUUGGAUCCAAACACCGAUUUGAUUUAUUUCUACGAAAGAGAAGAAAAGUUUAUACCUAUAAUGUUGGCAUAUGUUCUGGAUAUGCCUGAGGUAGUGAUUGAAUUGUACUUAUGGUGGAUUACUGUGUAUUCUAUGAUUAUGAAUACGUCUUCAGAAAUUAUAACCUACAUUUCGAGACAGGUUUUACCUUUUUAUGGAGAGGGCGAAGUUGUCAGGACGAGAUCGAUGGAGUGUACAUCUCUAGUGGGUUCUUACAUGGGUAUGGCAGUUAGUUACGUAUUGGCAGAUAAAUCUUUUAAGGAUAUUACAAAACCAAAGGUAGAGAGAAUGAUAAACGACAUAAAAACAGCAUUUGAGGAACAAGUUCACAAUGCCAAAUGGAUGGAUAAGAAAACCAAAAAAGCUACAUUAGAUAAAUGCCAAGAAACUCUUAGUUUUGUUGGGUAUCCUGACUGGCUUUUCAACAAUGGUUCAUUAGAUGCCUAUUAUGAGGGUGUUGAAGUCUUACCGGCAACGUAUUUGGAAAAUAUGAUAAAUAUAAUAAAGGCAGAUACCAAAAAGAUAAAUUUACUUAGGGAAACCAAUCAUAGAAAUUGGUCAACAGAUCCAAAUACUGUUAAUGCCUACAAUUCGUUUUUUGAUAAUGCAAUCAAUGUGCCUAUGGCAAUUUUAAAUUAUCCGAUGUAUAAUUUGGGAUUAGAGUUUUUAAAUUACGGUUCAAUUGGAUCAAUAUUAGGACAUGAACUAACGCAUGGAUUUGAUAAUUCAGGAAGAAAACAUGAUAAAUAUGGAAACUACAUACAAUGGUGGUCAAAUUCAACCAUAAACACCUUUGAAGAUUUGACAACAUGUUUCAUCGAUCAAUAUGACAAUUAUACACUUGAUGGGGUGGAAGGUCAUGUUAAUGGUAAAAAAACAUUGGGGGAAAACUUAGCUGACAAUGGAGGAGUCAAUCAAGCAUUUAAGGCUUAUGUUAAUUUUGUUAGGAAAAAUGGCCACGAAAGUAAACUACCCGGUUUUGAGAAUUACACCAAUUAUCAACUAUUUUUUAUUGCUUACGGAAGUAUUUGGUGCGAAACAACAUCACCAGAUGAUUUAGAAAGUCAAUUAGAAUCGGACGAACAUUCUCCAAAUUCAGUUAGAGUAAUUGGAACACUUCAAAAUUCUGAAGAUUUUGCAAGAAUCUUCAAAUGUCCCAAAGGAAGUAAAAUGAAUCCUGAUAGAAAAAAAUGUAAAAUAUGGUGAUAAUAAUAGCUAACUAUUUGUCAUCUAAAAUGUAUAUUUAAACUUUUAAGUAUUUGAAAACAGGCUAUAAAAAUCAGCUGAUCCGUCCAAUGCAAUUAAAAAUAUACAUAUUAUUUAUAAACAAAACCAAUCAAAGCUAAACGCUGUGUUCGUCCAUAAGUCAUAUCUACCAAAGACAUUGAUUUUUAACAGGUUAAGUACCAUAAAGUGAAAACAAUUCUGACAAUGGUUUUUCUGCUAAAUACCUACCCGUUAUUUGCCAAUUUGCAUCUUAAUAAAUAGGUUGUACAUGAUUCCAAUGGUCUCAUAUUGCCUACUAGACAAAACUAGCAUAAGACCACGUUGAACUCAUAUGAUACUUACUGUUAAAUUAGAGUUAGCCUAAUUUAUUGUAAUUAGUGUAAUUAAAGUAUAGUUAAAUUGACCAAGAAACCAAAAAGUUACUAAAAGUUGUGAAGUAUUCUUUUAUAGAUAUUAUUUAUAUUUACAUAAUGUUGAAAACAUUUUAUUUGGCGAUGCAAUAUUUAAAAUUUAAUAUAUUUUUUUAACAA
Molecule: messenger RNA, 2891 nt
Organism: Brassicogethes aeneus
Lineage: Eukaryota; Metazoa; Arthropoda; Insecta; Coleoptera; Nitidulidae
Source: the annotation of a GenBank genome assembly